Kockovaella imperatae is the source of this 2157-nucleotide messenger RNA. RefSeq lists its product as hypothetical. Bases 185 to 2002 code for a protein of 605 amino acids. Lineage: Eukaryota; Fungi; Basidiomycota; Tremellomycetes; Tremellales; Cuniculitremaceae. The record is from RefSeq and is a predicted model, not a curated record. The transcript has 6 exons.
CUCGUGGCUCUUCCUCUCUUCCUCUCUGUCUCUCAGUCUCUCCCUGUCCCAUUCAUCCUCAACGUCCGACUUACGGGGCUGGAAACUUUCGCUGGAUAUCUCAUUUCGAUCAUCGUCAGGCAGCAACCCCUUUGCGUCGAUCAGUCCUCCACUGGCCCCCUACCCUGCCUCCACACACGACGACAUGUCGCACAAUUCCACACGGGACUACUCGUCCUCUGAGGACGAACUGAACGUCAUUGAGCGUGACCCAGGGCGCCAUAACACUCGGCAUGGAGGUCGAGCCAGUGCUUCUCCCAUCAAGCCGCGUUCAUCGUCUCAUGCAGAUGCACCAAGAGUCAAAUUGACCCUGCGACCGAGCAUCAAUCAUCUCAUGAACGAUACCAACACUGCCAGUAGUUCCAGCUCUCGCCCUCGGCAAUCUGGAGGAGGGCAGUCAAGUCGACGAGCUGGAUCGCCUCGAUCUUCCCUUUCACCUCCACCACCCAUCACUCUCAAACUUGGAUUUCAUAACCGACCAAGUAUGGCCGAACGUAUGGCUUACUCUUCUGACGAGGAAGACGAUGUGUCCGGAUCUGGACCUCCCCCAUCGAAGAAAGCUAGAUCCUCUCGAACAAAAUCUCAUGCUUCUUCGCCCCGUAGUAGACGUAAAGGAAGUCACAAUACCAAAUCGCAUCUGGAAGAACCUAGCCUCCCUGCAUCUCAUCGGAAAUCUUACGACUGGCUCCAACCGUCCGCAGCGGGUGCAUCUCAUCAUGGUCCCCCUGAGCGGGAAAGAGGGUACGGAGAAGACAGCUAUGGAAAUGGUCGGCGAUCGUCGUUCGGUCAGCAGUCUGAGGGUCGAAUGACGGGAUGGGGAGCAGACGAUGAUGUGGACAUGGAUGAUGGGAGCUCUAUUGCAGAUCGAGAUAUCAAGUCUGGUUAUCCUGACGCGAUGGACGAAGGCGAUGAACUCCACAUGGUUCAGCCUGUGAGGCCAAAGAGGAGUCACAAGAAGAAGACGACAGAAGGGCCAGGUAAAGCGUGGCGUAAGGGUCUGAAAAAAGGCAUGGCAGUGCCUUGGAUCGAAGGUGGAACAUUCAUGCCCAACGGAUCCAUUCAAGUACCCGCGGGUCAAGCAUCUACAGGUCAUCAGACUGGGGAUGCGACCCCGGCCAGCAUGGGAUCUCCCGAGCCAUUCAUUGCCAAUGACUCCACUCCGAGAGCGUCUCCACCUCCGUUCAUACUUGCAGAUCCUCAAGUCUUGGGCUUCCCAGUAUUUCAGAAACCGAUCGUUACGCCAAAGCUCACCCUGAGCAACUUUCCAAGAGUCACCACAUUCUUCAUGCAGAACAAUGGCGGUGAUGUCGGACCUUUUCCGAGGAAAGAAGCUGUCCGAUCGUGGACUUUGAUUGAACGCGGCUUUCAAGGCAUAGGUGGGGGGAUUCUCAAGUUCAAGACGUGGAAUAAGGGUCCUCCGAGUCAACUUGCUGCUCUUAUUCAAGCAGACAAGGAGGCAGAUAAAGAGGCGAAAGACAAUCAACGAAAAGAAGCCAAGGCUGCUGCUGCGCUCAAUUCCAUCCCAGCUUCCGACUUGCCAUUCGCGGUGGAUCCCAAACGCCCAGCUUCGGCAGAGUCCACAUCUGCACCAAGUGUAGCUGCUCUCGAAUCGAUCCCCGCUCCAACGGCGACGACGAUCACGACCAACAUUGUGACGCCAGCUGUUGAAGAUGAAGGCUCAGAGGUCGGAGAUGGAGAAGAGAGCGUGACGAGUAUGCCGGCAGCAUCGGCUGGGAUCUCGGACAAACCUCCCAGUGCGACGUUAUCGACAGCCCCAAAAAGAAAGGUCUCUCGAUCCAAGCCAUCAACAUCAACAACAUCAUCAUCACCCUCCUCCUCUUCGGCGCUUGGAGGUGGAGGCCCUCGAUCCUUAGCAGGCAAAGCGAAGCUUAAGAAAUCGAAACUGGGUCAGGAGAUUCAUCCUGCCGAUGAGGCUACGAGUGCGAUCGAGGAAUUGAUGUGAGAGUGUUUGCUUGGAGAAAACAAAUAUCCAAGUCCAUCUUUUCUUGCUUUAACAUGUCGUUUUGAACCGCGUUCCGCGGUGUACUGUACUCAUUCGUACAAAGCUGCAUGCUAUAUCAGCUUUAUGUAUGUUUCUAUCGAGAUUCUAAUCAAUGA